AUGCGAACACAAGUAUAUGAGGGGUUGUGUAAAAAUUAUUUUUCUCUUGCUGCACUACAAAGAGAUAGAAUCAAACUGCUUUUUUUCGACAUACUGGUUUUUCUUUCUGUUUUUCUUCUUUUUCUUCUAUUUCUUGUGGAUAUUAUGGCUAAUAACACAACAAGUUUAGGGAGUCCAUGGCCAGAAAACUUUUGGGAGGACCUUAUCAUGUCCUUCACCGUAUCCAUGGCAAUUGGGCUGGUACUUGGAGGAUUUAUUUGGGCUGUGUUCAUUUGUCUGUCUCGAAGAAGAGCUAGUGCUCCCAUCUCACAGUGGAGUUCAAGCAGGAGAUCUAGGUCUUCUUACACCCACGGCCUCAACAGAACUGGAUUUUACCGCCACAGUGGCUGUGAACGUCGAAGCAACCUCAGCCUGGCCAGUCUCACCUUCCAGCGACAAGCUUCCCUGGAACAAGCAAAUUCCUUUCCAAGAAAAUCAAGUUUCAGAGCUUCUACUUUCCAUCCCUUUCUGCAAUGUCCACCACUUCCUGUGGAAACUGAGAGUCAGCUGGUGACUCUCCCUUCUUCCAAUAUCUCUCCCGCCAUCAGCACUUCCCACAGUCUGAGCCGUCCUGACUACUGGUCCAGUAACAGUCUUCGAGUGGGCCUUUCAACACCGCCCCCACCUGCCUAUGAGUCCAUCAUCAAGGCAUUCCCAGAUUCCUGACAAGUGGCCUUAUAAGAAAGGCAGAGGAAGAUUUGGCACAGACACAAAGAAGAGAAGGUGAUGUGAAAAUGGGACAGAAAGAGAUUUCUGGAAAUACUGAUCUUGAAUAUUGGAGUGAAGCAGCCACAAGCCAAGGAAUGCCAGACCCUGUCAGAACAUGGAAGAUGCAAGGAAUGGAUGCUCUUGUGCACAACCUUAAGGUGAGCUAAAGUUAAAACAUUAGCGCCUUCUCACAGCCUUCCUGGGCAUACACAUGGCCCUUCACAUGUGUGUGGGUUUCUAGAUUCCCCAGGAAUAUGUCAGAGCUUUUCCCUAUAGACACUUCAUUUUUUAUUUUUGUGUGUGUGGUUUUGUUUUUAUUUGUUUUUUGUUUUGUUUGCUUGUUCUUUUGUUUGUUUUUUUGUUUCUUUGUUUGUUUUUGAGACAGGGUCUCUGUCACCCAGGUUGGAGUACGGUGGCAUGAUCUCGGCGCACUGCAACCUUCACCUCCUAGGCUCAGGUGAUCCUGCCACGUCAGCCUCCGGAGAGGCUGGGAUGACAGACGCAUGCCACCAUGCCUGGCUAAUUUUUGUAUUUUUUGUAGACAUGGGGUUUUACCAUGUUGCCAGGCUGUUCUCAAACUCCUGAGCUCAAGCAAUCUUCCUGCCUUGGCCUCCCAAAAUGCUGGGAUUACAGGCAUAAGCCACCAUGCCUGGCCUUCCAUGGUUUUCUUAAACAUUUUUUGCUCAGCCUCUUUCUACUCCAACUGGUGUCUCUUUAUCAGGCAGCUACAAAAUCAAACAGUUGCUGCUGACUGUUUUUAACAAGUGCCUUAGAGGAAAAAGGGAGCUUUCCACCUAGUGAGCUCUGAAUGAAGUUAUAUAAAGACAAGCCCUGUGAAUGGGGUUUUCAAGAAGUUGCUAGUCAGGUCAAAUAGUGACUACUGCUGAGGCAUGGAGCUUUUUAAAGAAGCUCUAACCCAUUUUGACUUCUCUGAUGACUGUUAGGCUGUUGGUUUCUGUAAGCCUGCUGAUUUUCAUGGCUACCUUGGAGCUGGCAAGAAGGAAUUGGGAAUAGGCAAGUUAAAAUGUCACUAAGGUCUCUGUUCUUAACAAGAUUCAGUUGCUUUUCUUGAAUAAAUGCUCCUCGAGUUGUCACAAGUCUUUGGUUAAUUUCCAGAGUACUGAACAAGUUGCUUUUUCUUUUGCCAUUUAUUUCCACUGUUUUUAUGGCAGAGAAAAUGUUCAGAAGACCUUAUCCCAUCACUCCAGAAGUGCUUCUGCUUGUUAACAUUUUGGCAUACAGACAGUCUUGCCUCUUAAAGUCUACUGGCACAAAGAGCCAGGUCCUAAAAAUUAAAAAGAGCCCAUCAAUCCUUCACCAGAAUACUGUGGUGAUUUCUCCUGUCUCUGCUUUUCUUAUGCUGUGAAAUGAAAUGUGGGAUUCAAGACUAUCCUUUAGAGGUAGGUGAUUGCUUUUAAGAGCAUACUCUUCCUCAAUCAUAAGUAUCUUGUGAGACCAGAUUGUGGAAUUCCUACUGAUGGUUAAAAGGUUCCCACAUCAUAUCUCAGUUUUAAAACAGGAACUAUAUUAUUCUAAGGAUUUCAGUCCUCCAACUCUUCAGAAUAAAUCUCCGACUUCAUGAAACUUAUUUCUGGUUAAGCGCAAAACUUAUGGUUCAAAUUCCUCCGCAAAAGUUUCGGAAGAGAGGAGAUGCUCAUGUGUGUUAAACACUAAAGGCAACUGUGUUGCUUGGAAAAACUGCAAUGUUGGUGUUUAGACACUUCCAUUCACCUGCCUGGAAGGGAACAUAGUCAUGAGCAGUGUUCUUUCUGGGUGGAAAUAAGAGGUGGGAGCUGCGUGCAGUGACUCAUUUGUCCUUUUUCUUUCCCUAUGUGCAUGCAUGCUUUUCCACAGAUUAUAACUCAUGGAAAUUCUCAUUGGAAAAGACACUUCAGUAACAUUUCCCACAUGCUUUGACAUUUUUUUUUUUAGGAAAAUGUUUCAUUCUAUUAGGUUAAUUCCACCCCAAGGUAUUUGCAUAAGUGGCGUGGGUCUGGCCUUUGACGUUAUCUUCCUGAAUGAUCUCUGAUUGCUCACUCAGGCGUAUUGUAGACUCUUGGUCUCAUUGAAUCUUGUGCUAUCUUUACCAAAUCAAAUCUGUAAAGUUCACUGGCAAUUUAAUGUAUUGUUCUUGAGUCAUCUUGACAUUUUGACUUCUUAAGUGUAAACUGAAAAAUGCAUUUACUGGAAAUUUGGAAAUUUGUUUUUUAAAAUAAAACAACAUAUGCCAGAUCCCUAAUCUACAGAUGAUUUAUAAAAUCAGGCAAUGCUUAUGAGGUAAUGCUGCUGAAAGAAGGUUUCUAAAAAGGAAAUUUAUCUCCAAUGUUUCUAAAGCACAUAAAAGAACAAGACUGUUUUUAACAGGGGAAUAAAACAUACAAAGAAGGGUGUAAAUUAUUAGGAUAUCAUCCAGUUUUUUUGUAAGGCAGGUAGAGAGGAGGCUCAAAUGCUAAAAGGGU
Messenger RNA from Pan troglodytes (chimpanzee), 3206 nucleotides. It is a transcript of the gene MYCT1, whose product is annotated as MYC target 1. NCBI's taxonomy places the organism in Eukaryota, Metazoa, Chordata, Mammalia, Primates, Hominidae. The transcript has 3 exons. Gene Ontology annotation, cellular component: nucleoplasm. The record is from RefSeq and is a predicted model, not a curated record. The coding region runs from base 1 to 705 and encodes 234 amino acids.